CCUCAAAAACUAGCUUUCAGUUUCCAAUUUGAAACCCUUAUACAGUACCAACUGCAACACCAGAUCCCGGCAGCGGUUUCAACGCCUCCCUCGACCACCGGGGAGGCGCCGCCAAAGCAGGUGGCGCUGGCAAUGGAAAGGCUGAGCCAUGCCGCCCGGCUCAUCGCCGACAUCCGCCUCAGAGCUAAUCGCCUCCUCGAAGCCCUAUUUUUCGCCGCAGAGCCUCAUAAAAGAUCUAAGCCCCUUGUUUUGUUCAUUAAAGAAGACUCCGUCCGCCAAUUCCAAGACCUUCGCUCAAUUGUUCGACAAUUGCCUGGGCGUGCCGCCGUCUCCACUGACGAAACCCUCGCGUUUCUUUCGCCUUUUCCAUACCGACCUUAUCAGUGGAGAUUGUUUGAGGAAAAUGCUACUUUUGGAUUAGUUGCGAAAGCUGCAGUGGGUGGUUGUCUUCAUCUUGAAUUGCAUGUCCUUAACUACAAGAAUUGUGUAGAACAGGGUGGUGCCGAUGAGAGUGAAGAUCCGAGAAAGGCAGCCCUAAGAGAAUUGAGAGAGGAAACUGGUGUUCCUUCAGCUCAAUUUCUUGCGGAGGCAUGUUUGAUAUUCACUUCAAUAGAUAUGAAUGACAUAUAAAUUGUUUAUUCUCAUAAAUAUUUCACUGAAAG
Messenger RNA from Rubroshorea leprosula, 662 nucleotides. The record is from the annotation of a GenBank genome assembly. NCBI's taxonomy places the organism in Eukaryota, Viridiplantae, Streptophyta, Magnoliopsida, Malvales, Dipterocarpaceae.